Molecule: messenger RNA, 470 nt
Organism: Carassius carassius (crucian carp)
Lineage: Eukaryota; Metazoa; Chordata; Actinopteri; Cypriniformes; Cyprinidae
Product: G2/M phase-specific E3 ubiquitin-protein ligase-like
Exons: 4
Coding region: 42-470 (142 amino acids)
Source: RefSeq, a predicted model, not a curated record
CAUUGGAGGAACUCUUGGAACUCGCAGAUAAACACUCCAGCAUGCUUCAGACAGCAGGAUGCUAUCAAUGCCUGAGGACACUGGGGGAUAAGGAAAAAGUUGUGGAUGGUUACAUCCAGUGGUACUUUACCUACCGCAACCAUGUUUCCUUCCAGAGGUUCAAGGAUGGCCUGGCUACCCUCAACUUUUUCAACGCUCUGGAACAGCAUCCCUCCAUUUUCCUGCCCUACAUGUGUUACAGUGCGGAAGACCUGACAGCCGAGAGUGUAGAGUCACUGUUCCGUCCACAAUUGAGCCCAACUGGUAGCUCAAAUCGAGGAGGAGAGAGUGCUUGGCUACUGGCUGGACUACUUAAUCGCUGUAAAAGAGGACGGGUCAGGGAUGUCUCUGGAGGACAUUCUAAUGUUUGCAACAGGCCUGAAAGAAAUCCCAGCAGCAAAAUUAAUACCAAAGUCAAAUACACAGCCUAA